This is a messenger RNA of Antechinus flavipes (yellow-footed antechinus), 7330 nucleotides long. It is a transcript of the gene LY75, whose product is annotated as lymphocyte antigen 75. The transcript has 35 exons. The record is from RefSeq and is a predicted model, not a curated record. NCBI's taxonomy places the organism in Eukaryota, Metazoa, Chordata, Mammalia, Dasyuromorphia, Dasyuridae. Gene Ontology annotation, molecular function: signaling receptor activity. Bases 1 to 5199 code for a protein of 1732 amino acids.
AUGGUUUUGAAAAGAAUAGUACAAUCAAAGGGAGAGGCUGCAGAAUGGAGGAUACUUCCAGUGGUAAAUUUCAGUGUUGGAGUAAGCUUUCAAGAUGAUAAGGUUUCAAGGAGCAUGAUAGAGAAAGUCUGGAAUAAUGGCCCAUUUACCAUCCGCCAUGAAAACAGUGACAAAUGCCUUAAAACUGCCAGUGGUUGGGUAGUAGCAGUGGACUGCAAGAAGACCAGUGACAUGCAGUGGAAGUGGGUAUCACAACAUCGCCUCUUCCACGUGGAAUCCCAGAUGUGCCUUGGAAUAGAUAUUGCCAAACCUAAAGAUUCCUUGAAAAUGUUCACUUGUGAUUCCAAUGCUAUGUUAUGGUGGAAAUGUGAGUAUGGUACUUUAUACGGUGCUUCCCAGUACAGAUUGACUCUGAAGGAUGGACAAGUCACUGCAAAUGUAAAUGCGUCUGAUACUUGGAAGAAAGGAGACUCCAAUGAAUACCUUUGUGAUCAGCCUUACCAUGAAAUAUAUACCCGAGAUGGAAACUCUUAUGGGAAGCCUUGUGAGUUUCCUUUCUUAAAUGAUAAUGUCUGGCAUCAUGAAUGCAUCACUGAUGAAGAUCAUAAAGGGGCAUGGUGUGCUACAUCCUUAAAUUAUCCAUAUGACCAGAAAUGGGGAAUUUGCCUAAAAGCAGAGGAUGGCUGUGAAGAUAAUUGGGAAAAGAAUGAUCAAUUUGGAAGUUGCUACCAGCUUAAUACCCAGGCAUCCCUUACAUGGAAGGAAGCAUUUGUUUCAUGUCAAAAUCAAGGAGCAGAUUUAGUAAGCAUAUCAAGUGCGGAUGAAUUAAUUCUUCUUAAAGACAAAGAGGGGAUUCCAAAAAUGUUCUGGAUUGGAUUAAAUCAACUAGAUUUUUCAAAAGGUUGGGAAUGGUCUGAUCACACCCCGUUAAAUUUUCUCAACUGGAAUCCAGAAAUUCCCAGUUCGCCUACAAUAGGUGGCUCAAGUUGUGUAAUAAUGAAUGCUGAAUCGGGGCAAUGGCACAGUUUUCCAUGUGAAGCUCAAUUCCCCUAUGUCUGCAAGAAACAACUGAAUGAAUCAUCAACGUCAUCAGAUGUUUGGACAUAUUUAGAGACCCAUUGUGAUCCAAGCUGGCUACCAAACAAUGGAUUUUGCUAUCUUCUGGUAAAUGAAAGUAGUUCCUGGGAUGAAGCAAAUGCAGAAUGCAUAUCCAAUCACAGUAAUCUAAUCAGCAUGCAUUCUUUAGCAGAUGUGGAGUUUGUUGUCAGAAAGCUCCAUGAAGGAGAAACCAAAGAAGAAAUAUGGACAGGUCUUAAGAAUAAUGCUACACCAGCUUUAUUUAAGUGGUCAGAUGGCACUGAAGUAACUCUUACUUACUGGGAUCAAAAUCAGCCUGAUGUUCCCUACAAUAAAACUCCUAACUGUGUUUGCUAUUCAGGAAAGUUAGGUCACUGGAAAGUCCAAUCCUGUGAAAAGAAACUCAAGUAUGUAUGCAAGAAAACAGGAAAGACAGUCAACGAAACAAAAUUGGAUAAGGAUUGUCCUCAAGAAGAGGGCUGGGAGAGGCAUGGAGAAGCUUGUUAUAAGAUAUAUAAAGAUGAGGUUCCCUUUGGAACUCAUUGCAAUCUCACUAUAACUAACAGAUUUGAGCAAGAAUUCUUAAACAGCAUGAUUAAAAAGUACAGUAAAGGUGAAGGAAAAUCCUUUUGGACUGGCUUGAGAGAUGAAGAUUCAAGAGGGGAGUAUAAAUGGGCAAGUGUAGAUGGGAGAAGGCCAGUUAUAACCUUUGUAAACUGGAAUUCUCUUGAGCCAGCUUCACCUGGUGGAUGUGUGGUUCUUGCAAGUGGAAAAUCACUUGGUAAAUGGGAGGUCAAGGAUUGUAGAACCUUCAAAGCACUUUCUAUUUGCAAGAAAAGAAUUGGGCCUUCAGAGCAUGAGGAAGCAAUUCCUAAACCUGAUGAUCCCUGUCCCAGUGGAUGGCACAGUUUACCAACAGGGCUUUCCUGUCAUAAGCUAUUUCACAAAGAGAGAGUUGCAAGAAAAAGAACUUGGGAAGAGGCUGAAAGAUUCUGCCAAGCACUUGGAGCACAUCUUCCUAGUUUUAACCAUAUGGAUGAGAUGAAGGAAUUUCUUAGUUUUCUAAAGAGCCAAGUGAGUGAUGAGCGUUGGAUAUGGGUAGGAUUAAAUAAAAGAAGUCCAGAUUUUCAAGGAUCUUGGCAAUGGAGUGACAGUACACCGGUAUCUACUGUGGUCAUAUCAAAUGAGUUUCAGGAAGAUUAUGACAUCAGAGAUUGUGCUGCUUUCAAAGUCAGCCAAAUGCAGUGGAGAAGACGUUGGCAUUUGUAUGAAAAUAGAGACUUGAUUAUUUACUUAAAACCUUUUGCUUGUGAUAUAAAACUUGAAUGGGCAUGCCAGAUACCCAAAGGACAUACACCGAAGACACCAGAGUGGUUCAACCCUGAUCGGGCUGGAAUUCAUGGGCCUCCCGUUGUUAUUGAAGGCAGUGAAUAUUGGUUUGUUCCUGAUACUCACUUGAACUUUGAUGAAGCAGUCCUAUAUUGCAAAAGUAAUCAAAGCUCUCUUGCUUCUUUGAAGUCUCUCACAGCACUAAAUGCCAUCCGAUACAAAAUGGUGAAUCUAUCUAAUGAUCAACAGAAGUGGUGGAUUAAAACUCUUGAUAACUUUGGAAGUUAUCAUGAUAUGAGAUUUCAUGCAUGGCCUCGUUUUUCUAUGGUAUAUGAAAAAGAGUGCUGGUACAUCUCUUCCAAGAAUUGGUUUAAAGAUUUAUACAAACCAGCUGACUGCAGACUGAAGCUUCCCUUCAUAUGUGAAAAAAAUAAUGUAUCUUCAUUAGAGAAAUAUACUCCACAAUCAGCAUCUAAAGUCUCGUGCUCUGGGGAAUGGAUUUCAUUUAAGGACAAGUGUUUCCUAAAGCUUAAACCAAAGCUUUUUACAUUUUUUAAAGCUAAAGAAGCUUGUCAUACCUAUGGUGGUAGCCUUCCUUCAGUUCUGAGCCAGAGUGAGCAAGAUUUUAUUACAUAUUUACUUCCUGAGUUGGGAGAUAAUGUUUGGAUUGGUUUGUUCAGAAGCACUACAACAAAGAUAAGCCAAUGGACUGAUAAUAACAAACUGUUGUACAGUAAUUUCCACCCAUUAUUGCAGGGAAGGGAGCAAAAGAUACCAUUGGAUUUUUUUGAUGACGAUGCAAACAACCAUUGUGCUGUGAUGCUCAACCUUCAGAAUUCAUCUUUAACCGGGACAUGGAAUUUAACUUCCUGUAAAGAAGAACAUAAUUUAUCUCUUUGUCAAAAAUAUUCAGAAAUUCAAGACAAUCAUCCAUUGCCAAAUACCUCUGGAAUUAUAAAGUAUCAAGAUUAUUCAUACAAAAUAAUCCUGAAAGCAAUGACUUGGUAUGAGGCUCUGAAAGAGUGCCAAAAAGAGGGCAUGAAGUUAGUGAGCAUCACAAAUCCUUAUCAACAAGCUUUCCUUACUGUGCAGACUGUUCUCAAUAAUGUUUCCUUGUGGAUUGGACUCUCAAGCCAAGAUGAUGAACUCAACUAUGGCUGGUCAGAUGGAAAACAUUUCAGCUUUAGCCGCUGGUCUGAAAAUAGUGCACAACUUGAAGACUGUGUAAUUUUGGACACUGAUGGUUUCUGGAAAGCUGCUGGUUGCAAAGGCAUCCAAGCGGGUGCUAUCUGUUAUACCUCAGGAAAUGAAUCAGAAAAAGAGUUAAAGAAAGUUAACACUGUUAAAUGUCCAUCUCCUAUUCUCAAUACACCUUGGAUACCAUUUCAGAACAGUUGCUACAAUUUCAUGAUUGCCAAAAAUAGGUUCCUUGCAAUAACAAAUGAUGAAAUACAAGUUAAAUGUCAGAAUCUACAUCCAAAGGCACAUGCUCUGAGUAUUCGAAAUGAAAAAGAGAAUGACUUUGUUCGUGAACAGCUUCUGUACUUCAAUUAUAUGGCUUCGUGGGUAUUGUUGGGUGUAACUUAUGAUGAUGGUUCUUUGAAGUGGUCUGACAAGACUGCCCUAUCCUAUACAAACUGGAAAACAGGAAGACAGACAAUAAAAAACAAGGAAUUUUUUGCUGGCUUGAAUACUGAUGGCUUUUGGGAUAUCUACCCUUAUAAUACUGUUGGAGAAGCUCUUUAUUUUCACCAACGCAGCAUUCUUGCUUGUAAAAUUGAAAUGGUUGACUACAAGGAAGAAUACAAUCGUACUCUGCCACAAUUAAUUCCAUAUGAAGAUUCCAUAUAUAAUGUUGUUCAAAAAAAGGUCACGUGGUAUGAAGCAUUGAAAGAAUGUUCCCAAAAUGAGGGCUCCUUAGCAAGUGUGCAUGACAAAAAUGGUCAGUUAUUUUUGGAGGAUCUUGCAAAACGUGAUGGAUUUCCAUUAUGGACUGGAUUGUCAAGUCAUGAUGGAAGUAAUUCAAUUUUUGAAUGGUCUGAUGGAAGCACAUUUGACUAUAGUCCAUGGAAGGAACAAAAUUCUACGGGAAAUUGUGUUGUCUUGCAUCCCAAUGGAAUUUGGAAGUAUGAAAAGUGCAGUUCUGUUAUGGAUGGUGCUAUUUGUUAUAUACCUAAAAAAGCUAAACAGCAACCUUUUCAAAAAUCCUCAUCACGGUGUCCAUCCAAAGGGACCCUAUGGAUUCCAUUUGGAGAUUCCUGUUAUACAUUUGACAAGGCAUUAUACAAUUUCUCUGAGGCCAAACAACUGUGUCCAGAACUUGAUAGUGCAGCAACCAUUGUUACCAUAAAAAAUGAAGAUGAGAAUAUGUUUGUGAGCAGAAUGAUAAGAGAGCAUAAUUAUGUCACGAUGAGAGUUUGGCUUGGAUUAUCUCAACACUCUAAUGAUGAGUCUUGGAGCUGGUUGGAUAAUUCAGUAGUAGAAUAUGUCAAAUGGGGAAAUGAAAGUAAGAACAUUGGUGGAAAUUGUAGCAUUUUGCUGGCCUCAAGUGAAAUGUGGACUAAAGUUAAAUGUGACCAAGGUUAUGGAAGAGUUGUCUGCAAAGUUCCUAUGGGAACAAACUACAGAGCAGCUGCUAUCACCAUUGCUGUUAUACCUUUCUUAGUCUUUGUCUGUGUUCUGAUUUGGUGCUUCUACCAAAAGAAACGUUUUCACUGGGCUGGCUUCUCCUUGGUGCGCUUUGACCACGGAGUGGAUGAAGAUGAGAUUGUGCUUCCAUCAUUCCAGGACUGAAUUAUUCUAAAAAUUUAUCGAUCUUGUCAUUUGUUAAAGAAAAGUACAUUUUCAAACUUUCAAGGAGCAUGAUGUCUAUUUCACCAGGACCAAAUUUAAAGCCUUUAGGAAUAUUUUAGGUCUUGAAAGUUUGGUUGAUUAUUUUUUUAUUAAUAUUCAUACUCAGUCACAUGCCAUUUUUUAUUAUUUUAAUUAUUAGAAUGGUGAGAUGGAAUGAAAAUGCAAAUGAAUAUGCAAAUAAAAGAUCGUUUAGUGGGCAUUUAAACUGACCAUGUCACAACAUAGGAAACAGAAUAUAUAAGAAAACAAAUGAAUACUAUUGUGCUAGGUCAUACAUCUCUAAUUGGUGGAAAAAGUGAAGGUAGAAGUUAUGUUAUAUUAGAACUUUCUGUCUUGUGGACAAUGCAGUUUCCCAUUUGUUCAAUCAUAUUACAACAGGUAUAUUCUGAUUAUGUAGAACAAAGUAUAUGAUCAGAAAACAACCAAAUUUAAAUAUUUAAAUUUAAUUUAAAAUCUUAAUUAUUUAAAAAAAAUUAAAGAUGGCCAGAGAGGAGUGUUGUUUUUCCUUUAUCCUUUGCCUAAGUUAGGCUGGGAAAUAGCAUUUAAGGAGAGGGAGAAGGGGAAAGAGGGAGUAACUAAUUUUUUUUUCUAAUGUGAAACCAUGAGAAAUAUUGAUUAAUACCUGCUUGUCAACUUUUAACAAACUGCUACUUAUACUACACGUUUUGAUUAUAACUAACACUUCUUUCCUCUCAAAAAUUAAUUUCUUAUUCAUAAUUUUGCUUGGAAUGACGCAGCUUCUCACCUUAAAAAAGCUUUGGUUCUUAAUUUCCUGAAGUAUGGGGAGAAAAACACUAUUUUCAAGUUAGAUGGGCAUUCAAUUCACCCCAUUACUGUGAACAGUGUUUUUAUGUAAUUGUUCAUGUGCUGAAGGUCAUUGUUUCCCAUUAAAGGGAACCAAGUAAAGCAGCAACUGGAAAAUGAGACAUGAUAUACCUCACUGGGCUAAUUUUUAACUAAGAUAAUUUUGACUGAGACUGGUUUCUUAUCUUUCUACUACCAAAGAAGAACUAGGGAUAUCAAUGGACAAGCAUUUAUUAAAUAUUUAUAAUGUGCCAGAAGCUGUGUUAAGCACUGGUUAUAGAAAGACAAAAGCAGUGUUUGCUCCUAAGGAGCUUCCAUUCUAAUUAGGGAGAAGGAAACAUGUAAAUAAGUAGCUGGUACAUACAAGACAAUCUUAAGGGGAAAGUAGGGCAAUGAAGAUGAAUGGGACUGAUUGAGUCACAUGAUCCCUGUUCCCAGAACUGGAACCCUGGGGGGGUCAUAUGAUCUCUGGAGAGAUGAAUUUUAACCCCUGGGAUACAGGAAGUUGCAGGAAGUGACAAGCCCUGUCGAAGGCAGCCAACAUUGGUGACCAUUGGUCAAGGAUGAUUCCGUCUUUUUAGUCUAUCCAAUGAGCCGGGAUGGCUCCCGGAUGUAUCUGGGCCUCUCCCUGCAGGGACUAACGCUUUCUCUUUGUACUUGAAGAUGUCUCUGAUUAGUUAAUUGGGAAAGGGGGUCUUGCACCCGUCCCACACACACAAGGAGAAUAAUGGAUGUAUCCUAUACCUGUGAACAUAGAUUUUUAAAUUGAGAUUUAAAAUUAUUACAAUUCCUAUCAUGAUGUUUAAUAUGAUUUAUCUAGGAACAUUAAUUUUCUACAGUUAAUGCUAUAACAUUGUCUAAUUUGGAAUCUAGUUCUAAUGAUGGCACCCUCUAGAAAUGCUAAUUUUGUAUAAAUGUUUUAUUCAGUAUUCUACUUAUAAAUAUUUGUACUUCGGAGAAUUUUUGUAUACAAAUAUUCAUAGUUUUAUUUUAUCGCUUACUCCCAAGGCUAUUAAAUUAUGUUAAAGUUGUGAAUAGUUUUCUAAGUCUUAAUAUAUUCUUCAAAUAUCUUGUUUUAUUGGAAUAAACAAAUGCCUUAAGUCCAUUAUACCAGUUUCUUCACCCUAGAAAUUGUACAAUAUAGCAACUGAGUCCAUAUCAUUAAAAGAGUUAAGACAAUGUAUUUAUGGGAGAUGUAUAAAUUUGUACAAUAACAAGUGCCUUAAGUUUUUUUUUUUAAUAAAAACAAUUGGAAUUUUUGAGGAAA